GGGCUGGGCUUGCGGAGGGCGGUAGAGGCGCGGAGCGGGCGCCGCUGGAGCUGCGGGGAGGGCGCUUGCAGGCUGGCUGGCCCUGCUCGCCGCUGCUGCCGCGCUGUGCUCUGGCUGCUGGCCUGUGGAUGGGGGUGUCCGGCUGAGCCCCGGGAUCCGCCUCUUCCUGCCAGGACCCGCACAGGAAAACGAAUCCUGAAAGUUGCUGCUUUUUUGCUACAAGAAUGGAGGCCCCGCUGGUGAGUCUGGACGAAGAGUUUGAGGACCUUCGGCCCUGCUGCUCGGAGGAGCGGGAGGAGAAGCUCCACUGUUUCUAUGGCUCAUCUCCGCACCAUCUGGAGGACCCCUCCCUCUCUGAGCUGGAGAAUUUUUCUUCUGAAAUAAUCAGCUUCAAGUCCAUGGAGGACCUCGUGAAUGAAUUUGACGAGAAGCUCAAUGUCUGCUUUCGGAACUACAACGCCAAGACCGAGAACCUUGCACCGGUGAAGAACCAAUUACAGAUCCAGGAGGAGGAGGAGACCCUUCAGGACGAGGAGGUUUGGGAUGCACUGACAGACAACUACAUCCCUUCACUCUCGGAAGACUGGAGGGACCCAAACAUCGAGGCUCUGAAUGGCAACGGCUCUGACACUGAGAUCCAUGAGAAGGAAGAGGAAGAGUUCAAUGAGAAGAGUGAAAAUGACUCUGGAAUCAAUGAGGAGCCUCUACUCACAGCAGAUCAGGUAAUUGAGGAGAUUGAGGAAAUGAUGCAGAACUCCCCAGAUCCUGAGGAGGAAGAGGAGGUUCUGGAAGAAGAGGAUGGAGGAGAAACCUCUUCCCAGGCAGACUCGGUCCUGCUGCAGGAGAUGCAAGCCCUGACACAGACCUUCAACAACAACUGGUCCUACGAAGGCCUGAGGCACAUGUCAGGGUCUGAGCUGACUGAGCUGCUGGACCAGGUGGAGGGUGCCAUCCGGGACUUCUCAGAGGAGCUGGUGCACCAGCUGGCCCGCCGGGACGAGCUGGAGUUUGAGAAGGAAGUGAAAAACUCCUUCAUCACGGUGCUCAUCGAGGUUCAGAACAAGCAGAAGGAGCAGCGGGAACUGAUGAAGAAGAGGAGGAGAGAGAAAGGGCUGAGCCUACAGAGUAGCCGGAUAGAGAAGGGAAGCCAGAUGCCUCUCAAGCGCUUCAGCAUGGAAGGUAUCUCCAACAUCCUGCAGAGUGGCAUCCGCCAGACCUUCGGCUCCUCGGGAACCGACAAGCAGUAUCUAAACACAGUCAUCCCUUAUGAGAAGAAGUCCUCUCCUCCCUCUGUGGAAGACCUGCAGAUGCUGACAAACAUUCUCUUUGCCAUGAAGGAGGAUAACGAGAAGGUGCCUACUUUGCUAACGGACUACAUUUUAAAAGUGCUCUGUCCCACCUAACCUUGCCUUUGGAGCAGCCUGGCUGCGGGAGGUCACUGAGCAAGAGUCAUUCCACCACAGGGACUGCAUGACACCACGUAACCUCCAACGUGUAUUUAAACGUGUAUAGCCUAACCUGGAUUAAACAUGAGCAAUCA
This is a messenger RNA of Heterocephalus glaber (naked mole-rat), 1540 nucleotides long. RefSeq names its product fasciculation and elongation protein zeta 1 (gene Fez1). Gene Ontology annotation, cellular component: axon; cytoplasm. The record is from RefSeq and is a predicted model, not a curated record. Lineage: Eukaryota; Metazoa; Chordata; Mammalia; Rodentia; Bathyergidae.